AUGGAGCGACCCGAAGCGACCCACUUACCGGCACCGCCAGUCCGUAGCCGCAACGGGUGCUUCACAUGCCGACGCCGCAAGAAGAAGUGCAACGAGGAGAAGCCAGUCUGCAUCGGCUGCAAACGCAACAAGCUCGAUUGUCACUGGCCGAGUGUGGCCCCUAAGCCUUCGUCGUCUGCCCGAGGGGACCUUCGGAAGCCGACUCCUUCUACCACUGCUAGUUCACGCGGAGACACUCAAACAAGUUCCGCCGGCAGGCGCAGGGAGAGUGCUCCGGCAGCUACGGGUCUGCGAUACAUCGAACCGCGUAUCUCCGGAGUGCCCACGACCCACUCGCCAAGUCAAUGGUCAGCACGGCUUCAACAGAUCCCCAGUCCGGCCUUCGGGCCUCGGCCGGAUCACGAGGCAGCUAGUGCUACCACUGCAACUGCUGUCUCGCUGGAGAACACGGUUGACUUGGUUACUUCACUCCUCGAUCCAUCUUGUUUCACAUUGCCCCUGUCGACUUCAGAGGCCGAUCUCGACCUGAUCGGCAAUGACGGCCUAGACGGAGAGCUACUUGCACCUCCGCCUCUGGCCGCCGGGCUAGAUCCAUCUACCUCACCCUUCUCUUCAUCACCUGAUAUCCCACUGGCUAGCGCUGAUAAUAUCCAAUCCGCUUCCACGGAAGUCAUUGCGGCAGAAAAUGAUCAACUGUUCAGCCUCGAUGGCGCUGACUUCGCCGAUGAUGCCCUUAUCACAACAAGCGAGUCUGUGUUCGAUUCAUCGCUCCUUCCGACACUAUUAACUCCUCCCCUCCAGCCGUCUCUCGGUCUUCUACCUGACCAGAGUCACCAAUCCAUGGAACUGCUGAGCUACUACCUCUCCAAGACCGUCAAUAGCAUGGGAAACGGCUCGACUGAUGUCAAUCCAUUCGUCACCAAGCUCAUACCGCUAGCGUUUUCCAACUCCCUCGUCCUCCAGCUCAUCCUGGCCCAGAGCGCCGCUCAUCGCCAGGCAUGGGCGCACUCAGCGCAUACGGACUCGGCCAAUGAAGUUGCACAUCAGUCCUAUUCAAAAUCGCUCAGUUCUUUCAGGGGCGUGCUUAGUGACUACGCGAACGGGAGGGAACAGAAUGUGUUGGUGGUCACCGUCGGGAGCCUUGUCCUGUGCCUGACAGAGGUUGCUCGAGGUGACGUACACGGCGUCGUCUUUGAUCAUCUCUCGGCAUCCAAGACCCUUCUCAAGGUUCUUCUUUCGCAGCCCUCCUCGUCCUCUCUCCAGGACCUUCCAGACUUCCUCGUCGAAUACUACGUGCACAUGGCCGCCACCAGCAUGAUCUCGGUAGACGUCCGAUAUACACGACAGACCAUGAUGACGCCCGAGAUUGACCAAAAAGUCCUCCAGCUUGUCGAGAACAAGUAUAUUGGGCAGCUGGGCGGCUGUUGGAUCGAGCUCCUUUAUCUGAUCACGCAGAUCUUCGCGCUGGGCCAGAGCAUGCUAGGUUCAAGUGGAGGAAGCGAGUCUACCGCAGCGCCAUCACCCAGUGACAUCAUCACCUUUGGCCUCCUGCAGUCACAGAUCAUGGCGUACUGCCCCGACCCAUCCGCUCGUCCCAACUCCCAGCUGGCAGCACUGGUCUUUAAGCAAGCCGUGCUCCUCUACCUGUGGACGCUGAUCGGCAAUCCCCACCAAGGCGAUGCGAACACCGAUACGCACAAGGCCCUGAUUGAUGGCGCUGUCGCGGAAGCUCUACUAUCAUUACAGCAGCUGCCUGUAUCGGAUAGAGUCAACACGAGUCUCUGCUGGCCCUUGGCUGUCAUCGGCUGCUGCACGUCUAGCGAUGCAGUCAAGGAGAUCAUUCGAGCCCGUCUGCGGGCGAUGUCCGAGACCAUUGGGCUUGGGAACAUGAGAGAAACUCUGGUCUUGCUGGAAACCGUUUGGACGCAGCCACUUGAAGAGACUAGCCCCUGGAACUUGUGCAGAGUCAUGGGAGAGUAUCAGAUGUGGAUCUCUUUUGCUUGA
Molecule: messenger RNA, 2004 nt
Organism: Thyridium curvatum
Lineage: Eukaryota; Fungi; Ascomycota; Sordariomycetes; Thyridiales; Thyridiaceae
Exons: 2
Coding region: 1-2004 (667 amino acids)
Biological process (GO): positive regulation of transcription by RNA polymerase II
Cellular component (GO): nucleus
Molecular function (GO): transcription cis-regulatory region binding; DNA-binding transcription factor activity, RNA polymerase II-specific; zinc ion binding
Source: RefSeq, a predicted model, not a curated record